Messenger RNA from Camellia sinensis, 873 nucleotides. The record is from RefSeq and is a predicted model, not a curated record. NCBI's taxonomy places the organism in Eukaryota, Viridiplantae, Streptophyta, Magnoliopsida, Ericales, Theaceae.
AUGAUUCUAAAACUACUAAUUUUUGGCAUUUCAGGAAUUGGCUUCAAGAGUGUAUUUCUCAUCACAGCUCAGCCUUACAUAUUCAGUAAUGGCUAUCAGAUACGGUUUAAUGAACAACCUUGCCCACAGUGCAAAGUUGGGUACAUUAUCCCUGAAUGGGUCGAUGAUAACCCUACUCUUUCCACCAUAAAGGAAAUAUACGGUGGCUCUGGCUCUUCCCUUCCGACCACAACGAUUGUGUUGCCUUUGAAGCCUGACAAAGUCCAACCUGUGAAGCAACAACUCUCAACCAUUCAUCCUGAAAUUCUGUUAUUUCUUUCAAAGAUAAGGAGGCUUUCAGUCAAGGAAGAUAAUGAGGAUCCUAGGCUCAACACCGUGAGUGCGGUGUCCAUUUCAAGUGAGAUUAAUUUUGCUACUAAGAAGAACAUAGAUGUAGAUUCCUUUCUUCUCCAUCUCCCAGCCGAUGAACAUGGUAAAAAUUCAGAAGAAGAAUGCAGCUACCACAUGUGGAGGCAGAGAUUUCCCGUCAGGCAAGAAAAUAAAGUGGAAAAAAGAAUGGAAGUCGAUGAGUGGGUGAUCACACUGGCUUUUCCAAAUGGACAAAGGCUCAAUAGAGGGAGGAGCUCUCCUGGGAUCUAUGCUUUUCUCCCAACAGAGAUGGUUACAAAUUUCCCGUUUAUAAUCCAAGCCGAUUUUCUUCUGGCAUCGUCGAGGGAAACCAUUCUCUUGGAUAACAAAUGGAACCAAGGCAUUCUCGAUUGUGUGCCCUCUGCUUUUGUCAGCGCAUUCAUUUCAUUGGUGAAAAGCUCAGAAGAUGCUCCGGUAUCUAGUUUGCCUCGUAUGUUUGGAUUCAUACCUGUCAACACGCUAUAA